This is a messenger RNA of Morus notabilis, 541 nucleotides long. RefSeq names its product probable serine/threonine-protein kinase PIX7. The transcript has 3 exons. The annotation marks the transcript as partial. The record is from RefSeq and is a predicted model, not a curated record. NCBI's taxonomy places the organism in Eukaryota, Viridiplantae, Streptophyta, Magnoliopsida, Rosales, Moraceae. Gene Ontology annotation, molecular function: protein kinase activity; ATP binding. Gene Ontology annotation, biological process: protein phosphorylation.
AUGCACAAAUUACCUUAUACUAAUAACCGUGACGUAAUCAUUGAAGCUGAGAGUUGUGACUUGCUAGCGGAAAGUAAAUCUACAAAUGACACCAGCAAAGACCAACCAAUUGUUCGAGUUGCGUCAUCAUCAAUCACUAGCUUUGCAGAAAGUUCUUCAUCCACUCCCAAUGUAGCUGAGGAACUUAAAAUUUCUUCCCAACUUCGAAAAUUUAACUUUAAUGAGCUAAAGUCAGCAACUAGAGGAUUUAAACCUGAGAGUGUUCUGGGUGAGGGUGGAUUUGGUUGUGUUUUCAAAGGUUGGAUUAGUGAAAAUGGAACUGCUCCGGCAAAAGCUGGCACAGGGAUUCCGGUUGCAGUAAAGACUUUGAAUUAUGAUGGACUGCAGGGUCACAGAGAAUGGCUGGCUGAAGUUAAUUAUCUUGGUGACCUUCUGCAUCCUAAUUUGGUGAAGUUAAUUGGUUAUUGCAUCGAGGAUGAUCAAAGGUUACUCGUCUAUGAGUUUAUGCCUCGAGGAAGCUUGGAGAAUCACCUUUUCAGGA